Messenger RNA from Pichia membranifaciens NRRL Y-2026, 2449 nucleotides. RefSeq lists its product as hypothetical. NCBI's taxonomy places the organism in Eukaryota, Fungi, Ascomycota, Pichiomycetes, Pichiales, Pichiaceae. The record is from RefSeq and is a predicted model, not a curated record. Bases 79 to 2265 code for a protein of 728 amino acids. The transcript has a single exon.
GUCUUACCUUCCGCAACACGAUCGCCUAACACGUAUACAUCCGGUCCAUAGAUACCGCUUACAAACGUUCUCUCUGCAAUGGCUGGAUCCACAGGAGAAGCACGCAUGCCGGCGAUACCCACGACCUCACAGGUGCUCCAAAAUACGAUGUCGAUGCCAGCACCGUCUUUUUCUGAUCUGGUUACCUCUUCGACGUCCGCUUUUACGUCCACUGCAAACUCUGCAUUGACCUCUGCGUCUACGACUCCACACCUGGCCUCAGACGGGACUUUGCAUAGCUACAAGUUCGAGAGAAGUGCAAAAUGUGCCUCUCAGAGUGACUGCGAAGACGAAGGACAAGAGACGGAUAACACCGUGAUACAUUACUCCAAUGAAGAAACAACCUCACAGCAUACAUUGAAUGACGCUGAUUUCUCUGCGUAUGCUAAAGGUUAUAUUGACAGCAUGAAUUUUGAAUUGGAACAGGACUAUGAUAAUACCACAAAGAUCCUCGAUGGGCAUACGAGAAGAAAUCUGUCCAUCGAAGAUAUCACCGAUAGCUAUAUCUUCAUUCUAAAACAAUCGCAAGUCGACUUGAAGAAUGAGAUUCAAAGGGCUUUUGAAGAAUUUAAAUUUGACAUUAUCACAGACCACUUGUCGCCACCAAAUGAGUCUAUAUACUACCGGACCGCAAGUGGACCGAACAGAACAACCAGUGAGCACAUUGGAAGACACGUUUAUGAAUCAUUGGAUGGAGGAGAAGAGACUGUCUCCAUAAGGCUGUCCGACACUCCUUAUCUUAUUUUACUACAUUCAAUCAGACCUCAGCUGAUGUCGUUUUCAAUACUUUCCUUUCUAAGAAAAAAGCUUCAUCUCUUAGAGAAAAGGACAAUACUGUCCUUGCUCACAUUGGCAGUUUCGAUUAUAAAUAUGGCGAACAAUUCCAACGAAGGUUUGAAACUAUAUUCGAAAAUGCUCAUAUAUCGAACGCAAAAGUUGACCUAUUCUUUGUUACAACUAGAGCGAUUUCUUUCUACUUCGGUUAGUGCUAAAAAUCAAGCCAAAAGAUAUAACCUCACGAUAGGUGGUAACAAUAACAGUUCUAAGAGAGCCAAACUGACCCUGAUAUCUAGUGCAAUCCACCUGCUAAUCUCUGUCUUUGUGAAAAGAAUAGGAAAAAUGAUCACAUACAUCUCCAAUGUGGGGAGUCUUUGGAAAUAUAUUGCCGUCUAUGGAUUAGAUGGCGAUUUUGAUGAAAUCAGGAUAGUGCGUAAUAUCAUUCAGAAUCCGGAAAGCUGUUCUUGCACUUGGUCCAAUGAACCUGAACGUUUGGUACGAGUCUUACAGUAUGUACGAAAAAUGUCACUCUGUAUAAUAUUGAGUUUGAUGGAGGUUGAGGAGAACGAGGAGAAGGACAAUGUCAAGGCUACCAUAUUCAUGAAGAAUUUCUGGUCGAAUUUUGGGUUUGAGAGUGUCAAUUGGAAUGUUGGAAGUCCAACACUAGCUACGAGGCUAUUGGGGAUGUGCACCUGCGUUGAGGAAUUCACGACAUUCGUUGACCUCAUGAAGGAGGAGAUAGUUGCAGAAGAAGUACAGCUCGUUGACAGCAAUGAGCCAGGUGAACUGAGCGAGGAAUUCAAUGAGAACAGCCGUUCCGACAACAUCUAUGGGUUAGGUGUUUUGCGUGAGCGGAACGAGGAUGAAAGAAUACGAGAACUCAGUUCGAUGGUUGGAAAAGUUGGUUACAAGCUCGACCUGAUUGAGCUUGGCAUGGAUAGCAAGGAGGGAAUAUUUACACUGAAGAGCGACAUUGACGAGCUGGUCAGGUGCUAUAACGAGGUUACUUCUGGCAAGGCCUCUAGGAGAAAUGAAAAUACAACCACAAAGGACAAGGAUCUGAAAAGAUUGCGCAUGAGCGAGAUCCUACUUGACGAUUUCGACGGUGCUGCCGAGAAGAACCGCAGGAACAGACGCAGUAGCGGCAUCGACCUCAAGCUCUUCUCUGUUGUGAAGACGACCGACGAGGUGAAGCCAGACCGGUGUGAGAUUGUGCAGGCCGACGAACGGAGCAGCGAUACCGAGUUCCGCAAGACUUUGGAACGGCUUUGCCUGGACCGGGGUGCCAAGGCUAUCUCGAGGACGGGCAAUAAGGACGUUGGAGAGGUCGAGGCGGAGGCCGACACUGAUCUUGCAAUGACACGCACCGGCAAGACUCACACGGAAGAGGCUGCUUUUCUGGAGUUCAAGAACGAGCUAAGAAAGCGCUUAGAGGAGGAAAGACUGUAGAGCGUUGUAGAUUCAUGUGUAUAUAGAUAGAGACUGAAUCGGGGUUCUUUCCCAAAGAGGCAGGUAUAACCGCGGUGCACUUUCAUGAGAGGGGCAUCUUCCAGGCCACUUAGCUCUAAUGCACUCUAGCGCACUACAUGCAGCAGUACAUAUGGGCAUCAAAGUGCAAUCUGUACUGCCCGCA